Molecule: messenger RNA, 3247 nt
Organism: Jaculus jaculus (lesser Egyptian jerboa)
Lineage: Eukaryota; Metazoa; Chordata; Mammalia; Rodentia; Dipodidae
Gene: Patz1
Product: POZ/BTB and AT hook containing zinc finger 1
Exons: 5
Coding region: 36-2126 (696 amino acids)
Biological process (GO): negative regulation of transcription by RNA polymerase II; regulation of immune system process; regulation of cytokine production
Cellular component (GO): nucleus
Molecular function (GO): RNA polymerase II cis-regulatory region sequence-specific DNA binding; protein binding; DNA-binding transcription factor activity, RNA polymerase II-specific
Source: RefSeq, a predicted model, not a curated record
GGAGGGGUGGCGGUGGUGGCGGUGGCCCGGCGGCCAUGGAGCGGGUCAACGACGCUUCCUGCGGCCCGUCGGGUUGCUACACCUACCAGGUGAGCAGACACAGUACGGAGAUGCUGCACAACCUGAACCAGCAGCGCAAAAACGGCGGGCGCUUCUGCGACGUGCUCCUGCGGGUGGGCGACGAGAGCUUCCCGGCGCACCGCGCCGUGCUGGCCGCCUGCAGCGAGUAUUUCGAGUCGGUGUUCAGCGCCCAGUUGGGUGACGGGGGAGCUGCGGACGGGGGUCCCGCCGAUGUGGGAGGUGCGGCGGCGGCAGCUCCGGGCGGCGGCGGCGGCGGCGGCGGCGUCGGGGCCGGGGGCAGCCGUGAGCUGGAGAUGCACACCAUCAGCUCCAAGGUGUUCGGGGACAUCCUGGACUUCGCAUACACUUCGCGCAUCGUGGUACGACUGGAGAGCUUCCCCGAGCUCAUGACGGCCGCCAAGUUCCUACUGAUGAGGUCAGUCAUCGAGAUCUGCCAGGAAGUCAUCAAACAAUCCAACGUGCAGAUCUUAGUGCCUCCUGCCCGGGCUGAUAUCAUGCUCUUUCGACCCCCUGGGACUUCUGACUUGGGCUUUCCUUUGGACAUGACCAACGGGGCAGCCUUGGCUGCCAACAGCAAUGGUAUUGCCGGCAGCAUACAACCUGAGGAGGAGGCUGCUCGGGCCACAGGUGCAGCAGCUAUUGCAGGCCAAGCUUCCCUGCCUGUGUUACCUGGGGUGGACCGCUUGCCCAUGGUGGCCGGACCCCUGUCCCCCCAACUGCUGACAUCCCCAUUCCCCAACGUGGCAUCCAAUACCCCUCCACUGACUAGCAAGCGAGGCCGGGGACGCCCAAGGAAGGCCAACCUGCCGGACUCAAUGUUUGGGUCCCCGGGGGGCUUGAGGGAAGCAGGCAUUCUUCCAUGUGGCUUGUGUGGCAAGGUGUUCACUGAUGCCAACCGACUCCGGCAGCAUGAGGCCCAACACGGUGUCACCAGCCUCCAGUUGGGGUACAUUGAUCUUCCUCCUCCGAGGCUGGGCGAGAAUGGGCUACCCAUCUCUGAGGACCCUGACGGCCCGCGAAAGAGGAGCAGGACCAGGAAGCAGGUGGCCUGUGAAAUCUGUGGCAAGAUCUUCCGCGACGUGUACCAUCUCAACCGGCACAAGCUGUCCCACUCUGGAGAGAAGCCCUACUCCUGCCCCGUGUGUGGUCUACGGUUCAAGAGAAAAGACCGCAUGUCCUACCAUGUGCGGUCCCACGAUGGGUCUGUGGGCAAGCCAUACAUCUGCCAGAGCUGUGGGAAAGGAUUCUCCAGGCCUGAUCACUUGAACGGACACAUCAAGCAGGUGCACACUUCUGAGCGGCCUCACAAGUGUCAGACCUGCAACGCUUCCUUUGCCACCCGAGACCGUCUGCGUUCCCACCUGGCCUGUCAUGAAGACAAGGUGCCCUGCCAGGUGUGCGGGAAGUACCUGCGGGCGGCGUACAUGGCCGACCACCUGAAGAAGCACAGCGAGGGGUCCAGCAACUUCUGCAGUAUCUGUAACCGAGGUUUCUCCUCUGCCUCCUACUUAAAGGUCCAUGUUAAAACCCACCACGGUGUUCCCCUUCCCCAGGUCUCCAGGCACCAGGAGCCCAUCCCGAAUGGGGGAGCAGCGUUCCACUGCGCCAGGACCUAUGGCAACAAAGAAGGCCAGAAAUGCUCACAUCAGGAUCUGAUUGAGAGCUCCGACUCCUACGGUGACCUCUCGGACGCCAGUGACCUGAAGACGCCAGAGAAGCAGAGCGCCAACGGCUCCUUCUCCUGCGACGUGGCAGUCCCUAAAAACAAAGUGGAGUCCGACGGCGAGAAGAAGUACCCGUGCCCCGAAUGCGGGAGUUUCUUCCGCUCUAAGUCCUACUUGAACAAACACAUCCAGAAGGUGCAUGUCCGGUCCCUCGGGGGACCCCUGGGGGACCUGGGACCUGCCCUUGGUUCCCCUUUCUCUCCCCAGCAGAACAUGUCUCUCCUCGAGUCCUUCGGGUUUCAGAUUGUCCAGUCGGCGUUUGCGUCGUCUUUAGUAGAUCCCGAGGCGGACCCGCAGCCCGUGGGGCCUGAAGGGAAGUGAGAACGAAGCUGUCCCCACACAAACAGCCUCUGGGGACUGCUGGAAAACAUGCUGUGAAUGCGGAGGGAAGUGAUGUCUUUGGGUUCUGUAGCUGAGAGAUUUUUAUUCGUUUUUUUUUUUGUUGUUGUUUGUUUUUUAAACCCCCAUCCCCCACCCCACUCUCACUUCCACCACCCAUCCCCCCAAUGGUCUUUAGAAAUAGAUUCGUCAUCUGCUACUCUGCAGAAAUACCCGUGAGAGCCUGUAUGGGACAAUGACAGAAAACACUACAUAGGCCUCUUAAGGCAGCACCAGCCCUGGUUUCCCCUAGUGACCAGAAGCCAGUAUGUCUGGUGCUCGGUUCUUAGUGAUCCCAAGUCCCACUCUAGGACCUCAGUGGUUUUGAUCCUUCUCCAGUUCUCUAAUUCCUCAUUCCUCCUUCCUGUAGCCCUCAAAAGAAAUCACAGGAGGGUCUCCAGCCUCUCAUACAACCAUGAUGCCCAACUGUUUUUUGUUUUUUUUUUUAAAGGAAGCCAGAAGCCUACAGCAUCCCACGGACCAUGGGAUGAGUGUCCUCCCAGAGCCUUCUGAGCUUAGCCCUUGGCCUAGAGGGCUCCUGGUUUUCCUGAGCCCCGCUGGAGGCUUGCAUUUCACUGCCAGGAUAAGCUCAGCUAUUGAGGACACCUCCACCCCAAAUUCCAGUUCUUACAUGAUUUUAACUAUUCAACUUGCUGUUGGGUUUUAAUUCUCUAAUUAUUAUUAUUAUUAUUAUUAUUAUUAUUGUUAUUAUUUAGAACCAGUUGUAGUGAAUUGCUACUGAAAGCUAUUCCAGGUGAUACAGAGCUCUUUGUAAACCGCAGUCACACGUUAGGGUUAGUAUUAAACUUUGUUUAGAUGUACCAUAAUUAACUUGGCUAGUUGAUUGUUUGAAGUCUAUGGAAGAAAUAGUUUUAUGCAAAAAUUAAAAGAAAAAAUAACCAGUCUGAUCAGGAAGGGGGUUUUGGUGUCAUUGGGGACCAGAAAGGUAGGAGAGCCGCAAGUAGGGACAUAGUGUACCUUGGUUGUCACACAUGAGUAAGCCCAGGUUGAACUUGUGAUGUGAAUUGUUCUGAUCAGACUGUAUUAAAAACAUUAGUACCUUA